AAUAUUUAUAAAUUAAUUUCAUAAUAGUAUUUAAAUACUUUUCGACAUUUAGUAAACUUGUGUUUGAUAACAAUAAAGUUAGUAAAAUAAUUUCUUAUAUUUGACGUGUGCUAAAAAAAGAAAAAGAGAAACAAGAAUUCAUUAUGGAGUUAAAAUAUUUAUUUUUAACAUAACCCAACUGCGUCAGCCGUAAAGAAACCGAAUAAGAAGAAACGCGAUGUGCGCUGCGAUAGACAUGCUCGCGUCGGAGCAAAUGUUCUACGGCCACAGCCCACCGGCCGGAUUCUUGACGGAUUAUACGCAUACUCCUCAAGUAAGAAGACCUUCGAUGCUUUCGACACGUGGAUUUUCAGCACCAUGUCUCUCAGUUCUCAAACCAGUGCAACUCACCCUGAAAUCAGCCCCACGGUCCUGCAUCAGACUAUCUACAGAUAAAAAGAACAAACGCGUUGUGUUUGCCGACGACAGAGGGUACGCUUUGGAACAAGUUAAAUUCAUGACUGAACCCUCGCACGUGCCUCCAUAUUGGGCAUUGAAAAUAAUCCCCAGUCCGUCGCCAGAACGAAAACCCCCACCACAAAGUGCCGUUGAUUUAUGGGAGCCGAGGUUCCCACAGCCGGCGUCCGACUACUUGGAAUUCCGAAGGCGGAUCACGGAGUGUUGUGUCUCGUUAGAAAACGUAAUAGUGAAACAGAACGAAUGCGCAGUGGACGGGACCGUGAAGGUGAAAAAUCUGGACUUCAACAAGGAAGUCUUCGUGCGAGCGACAUCCGACGGCUGGCGUACCGAGGAAGACACAUAUUGCGCGUUCGUCGAAUCCGGCCCGUUGAGCAAGAACGGCGUAUCGACAUACGACACGUUCGGCUUCAGACUGCAGCUACCGAUCCAUUCCCGAAGGCUAGACUUCUGUGUGUGCUUCCGUUGCAAAGGCAACGAGUACUGGGACAAUCGGAACGGCGAAAAUUAUACAAUAGAGAAAUCUUCCGUUAGGAAAUCGCCGGCGAUCGCGUGUGCACGAAUCAACUAUGGAAAUUCGUGGACGGUUAAAGCGAACGAUAAUGGAAACACGCCGUACUGGUGAAAGGUGCUAUCGUUGUCGCUUUUGGUAUCAGUGUCUAUUAAUGGCGACCGCCAGUCUGUGAUCUUGUGCCAUACCUUCGAAACUUCGCGGAGCUGAGGUUUGUAGUCGUUUAUUUCUAAGCUCGAAGAUAGACUGCUCUCAGUAAUUUAUAUUUUUAUAUCUUUAGUCUUAUAGUGAGACUGAUGAACGUCGGUGAGAAUAAUUAUAUUUUUAUAAGAAUUAUAAAGUGCUCAAUUGAACGGAAGUGGGCUCAGUGGGUGCGCUUAGAAUUUACUUAUGGACUUAUUGUGAAUUAAAAAAAAACACAUCGACAUUUCAUUUAUAGUGGACUUAUUUAAAAAUGAAUUGCAUACAAAUUUUGUAUAAUAUCCGAAUAGUUUUGAUCCUU
Molecule: messenger RNA, 1469 nt
Organism: Vanessa atalanta (red admiral)
Lineage: Eukaryota; Metazoa; Arthropoda; Insecta; Lepidoptera; Nymphalidae
Gene: Gbs-70E
Product: protein phosphatase 1 regulatory subunit 3C
Exons: 2
Coding region: 218-1081 (287 amino acids)
Biological process (GO): regulation of glycogen biosynthetic process
Cellular component (GO): protein phosphatase type 1 complex
Molecular function (GO): glycogen binding; protein phosphatase 1 binding
Source: RefSeq, a predicted model, not a curated record